AUGUCCUUUUUUUGUUAUUUUUACUGUAUGUGCGUUAUUAUGUUUUUUCUUCGACUUGUGUACAUUUACGAGUUCAGUAUUGUUGUUACCAUCAUUUAUUUUGUCUUAAUUGCCUUGCUGGUGUUUUACUUAUUUCUCCGGAGGAAGGGGAGUGGGACGGGAGGUGUUCGUAGGCUUCUCAGCGCAAACGGAAACGCAAUUUGUGGGGUUUGA
Molecule: messenger RNA, 213 nt
Organism: Trypanosoma brucei brucei TREU927
Lineage: Eukaryota; Euglenozoa; Kinetoplastea; Trypanosomatida; Trypanosomatidae
Exons: 1
Coding region: 1-213 (70 amino acids)
Source: RefSeq, a predicted model, not a curated record